Rhinolophus ferrumequinum (greater horseshoe bat) is the source of this 1537-nucleotide messenger RNA. It is a transcript of the gene CHMP6, whose product is annotated as charged multivesicular body protein 6. Gene Ontology annotation, cellular component: multivesicular body; ESCRT III complex. The coding region runs from base 70 to 675 and encodes 201 amino acids. NCBI's taxonomy places the organism in Eukaryota, Metazoa, Chordata, Mammalia, Chiroptera, Rhinolophidae. The record is from RefSeq and is a predicted model, not a curated record. The transcript has 8 exons. Gene Ontology annotation, biological process: vesicle budding from membrane; late endosome to vacuole transport via multivesicular body sorting pathway.
ACGGCGGCCGCGCGGACGUCGGGGGACGGGGUUCGGCCGGCCGGCGGGCGGGGGCGCGGGCGGAGCGCCAUGGGCAACCUGUUCGGCCGCAAGAAGCAGAGCCGCGUCACCGAGCAGGACAAAGCCAUCCUGCAACUGAAGCAGCAGCGGGAUAAGCUGAAGCAGUACCAGAAGAGGAUCACGCAGCAGCUGGAGCGGGAGCGGGAGAUUGCCCGGCAGCUUCUGCGGGAUGGCAGGAAGGAACGGGCCAAGCUGCUGCUCAAGAAGAAGCGAUACCGGGAGCAGCUCCUGGACAAGACGGAAAACCAGAUCACCAGCCUGGAGACGAUGGUCCAGAGUAUUGAGUUCACCCAGAUCGAGAUGAAGGUGAUCGAAGGGCUGCAGUUUGGAAAUGAGUGUCUGAAUAAAAUGCACCAGGUGAUGUCCAUAGAGGAAGUGGAGCGGAUACUGGAUGAGACCCAGGAGGCCGUGGAGUACCAGCGGCAAAUAGAUGAGCUGUUGGCAGGAAGCUUCACUCAAGAGGAUGAAGAUGCCAUCCUGGAGGAGCUGAAUGCAAUCACUCAGGAACAAAUCGAGCUCCCAGAGGUUCCUUCAGAGCCCCUUCCUGAAAAGAAACCAGAGAAAGCCCCUGUCCAGGCCAGGCCCAGGCAGGCCGACCUGGUGGCAGCCUCCUAACUCGGCCUCCUCGCGUGGGACUGGUGGGGACUCCCCAAGGACUGGGGCCCACAGAGGGUUUGGGGUGUGGCCGGCCGUGACCGGGCUCCCAGGACGGGCGCGGGGCCAGGCACCCACAGUGCUGAAGGAGCCGAGCGGCGCACACGGGCCACUGCCCAUACGACCCCAUGGACCUUUGCCGGCGCUGCUGCCUUGCUCUUUCUGGAUGAAAUGGUGACAUUCAAACCCUCUGGCCCAGUGCGGCUCCGGAGGCUGUGGCCCCCUGCGGCCAUGGCAGGCCCGACACGCCUGGCACUGGUCACACGCCCCGCCCCGGCAGGGCUCCAUCUUCUGUUGGAAGGCGCGUCACUGCUACCGCCCAGCCUUCCUCGCACCCAUCCCGCCACUCCCAGUCGUUGGCGGGGCCCCAGCUAAGAGGCCGCACCUGGGCCUGGCUUCCUCACGUGCCCAGGUGCCGUGUGGAGUCAGGCGGGAAGCCUCUCCAUGCUCUGCUCGGCGUUUUGGGGGGGUGGGCCAGGGGCGCCGAGUCCCUGCUGGAUUGACGACUCCAGGAGCCCUGGCCGCCCCUUUUCACUCGUGGGUCCCACUGAGAAGGGCCAUUACAGGACAGCCAGUGGGCCUGCUGGAGUUCCCGCAGGUGCUGACAGGACCUCUUUGUCCUUGGGACUCGCUGGGGCUGAGGCUUGGGAGCCUGCGGAGACCCAGCUGUCACAGCCGAGCAGAGGCUGUGGGCAUGGAAAUGACUUCCCUCGCUCACGGUUUGUUCUGGAAUGAGCCUGGCUGGGGUUUCACUCCAACAAGAACAAAAAGACCCUCCGGCCCCCCAAACAGGGCAGCCCACAUUAAAGUUGAUUCCCGCACA